AUGAUGGAUGAGUCAAUAACAGAUGGUGAAGUAAGUGAAGCUUUAUCAGUUACAGAAGAAAACAGUAAGCAGCAAUUUGAGGAGCAAGCACAGGAAGAAAAACCUGAUGAUCAGCAGUCAAAGGAGUGUUCGGUUACUUCAGAAAAACCAGUCUCCAAACGUGAAGAUUCUACCUUUCGUUCAUUAAAUCCUGCUGAGGAUUAUUCAUUAUCCUGUCUUGCCCAAUCAGUUAUAAAAACUAUGGAUAAUAUUGGUUUCGUAAUGUAUCAGGAAUCUGUCUUGGAUAUACUAAUAGAUUUGGGUCGGCGUUAUAUGGAAAAACUUUGGUAUGAAGCCAAAAUCCUUGCUGAGCAUGCUGGUAGGCUGUUUCCCAUCUUCGAGGAUGCAAAUUUGACUUUCAAUAAGUUAAUGUUCAGCGUAACGGAUCUGCACAUGUUCAUGAAACAAGUUCAGUUCGAAUCUGCUGAAACUAAAAUACCAUCUUACCCAGUCAAAUUGGAUACCGAAGAUAAUAUUUAUGGACCAGUUUCUGAAAGAGAGUUAAAGGAACGACCAGAACACAUACCGCAUUAUUUUCCUGCCAUUCAUCCUGAAUGGUGUGAUCAAAUAAAAGCUCAGUCGGUAGAGAGCUCACCAUCAAAUGAUCAAGCUCAGAAGACGCUUAAAAGCAGGAAUAUUCGACGGUUAUGUGUUCCUUUAAUGAGAAUGACGAAAUCAAAAAUUUCCUUUCCUGAUUUUACUGGGUUGACUGCUAAAGAAUUGGGUUUCAUUCGUCCGAUAAAACUGCCAUCAAAAAAAGUGAUUGAAGAGCCGAGUGGGAUUUCCAGUAGUGCUAAUAUUGCUGCACAAUUGACGGAUUUGUCUAAAAAUAUUUCUAGAAACAAGUACAAAAAGUGGUCCGUUGCGGACUCCAUUGGAAACUCCAGUUACUUUCAAGAUCAGAUGACAUCAAAUAGUCUCAGAGGGAAAGAAAAUGCUUUAAACAAAACAAAUCCUCAGCGACCUAGUGGUAUGUUUGGCAUGCCUCCAUCGGCAUUAGUAAACUGUGGGAACAUCGGUGAAAAAAUAAAAAAGAAGAAGAAAGAGAAAGAUCGCGAUAAAGACAGUGUGAAAGAGAAAAAAAUGAAACACCGCGACAAAGAAAAGGAGCAAGAUACUAUUGCACAUAAUAAAUCGUUUGAAUUUGAUGAAUCACCUCCAGAUAAAUCAGUGCCUUCAAGUUGUUCAACUGUAUUUGGAAGUUUCGAUCAAAUAACAAAGGCAUCAAAACAGCAAUCGGGAAGUACUUUAUUAUUGAGUAAACAGUCGGAUCUUCCAGAAAAUAACCAGACACACCGACAUAUUACUGAUACAAAAAAGGAUGAUUUGGAUAAAAAGUCUGCUAUUCUUAUCAAUUUUUCUUAUGCAACUUCUGUUAGCAGUGGAAGAAGUAUUGCAUCUUACACAAAGAAGGAUGAUGGUGGCGAAUUUAAAAAUGAUAAAACAGUGGACUCGUAUGUAGGCGAUGACUGUAACGAUCCAAGAACCAGUUCACAAAUGAUUAAAGAUGUGAAGCCUCAAAAGCUCGAAUAUAGAAGUGGCAAGUAUGUUGGGGAGCUUUUUAUUGGUGAUAGCAAGGAACCUUGGAAAAAGGAAUACGAUGAAGAGUUUUGUGAAUCUGAGGAGACUGCUAAUGAGGACGUUGAUAGAACUGUAACGGUGGACGAUACUACAAAAGAGCUAGAAAAUUGCAAAGUUGAUGACGUAGAAAAUGAAUGUGGAAGUAAUACAGCAAAAGCUGAGGAUUGUUUAGCAUCAAUUUCGCCAUUUUCUAAUGAUAAGAAUGAAGAUACAAAAGUUGACGACGUCGUCGCUACUCAAGAUUCCAAAGCACUUAAAAUGGUUCUGUCACGACAAAGUGGGCAGAAAGAAUUUACUGCAUUUUCGCCUUCAAAUGGAACCAAUCAAACGGAGAAAGACAUAGAACCAAAAUUUGGAGAUGUGGAUGUAGCUUCACACGGUUCUGGUAAUCUUGAAAAGAAAAAGAAACACAGAAAAGACAAAGAUCGCGGUAAGCAUCACAACAAGGAGCACAAAGGGAAGGAUAGAAAGGAGUACAAAGGGAAGGAUAAAAAGGAGAAAGAUAAGGAAAAAGGGAAGGAGAAGGAUUAUGGGAAAGUGGGACUACCAGCAGGAAAUUUGAAGCGACCUCCUGAACGUAUUCCAGUAGAUGUGCCUGCUCCGAAAAUACCGAAACUGAAAAUUCGUUUUGGAUCCAAUUCAGAUGGCACUUCACCUGCCGUUAUGCCUGUACCAUCUGCACAAAUAUCUGAAGGAAAGACGGUUUUACCAGCCGAUGAAAAUGCGCGAAGAAUGCAUUCUUCAUUCAAGGCAGAAAAUGAGAUGGUUCCAUCCUCUAAACCAACUGCACCUAAGCGACUUCGAAAGCCGUCAGUUAUGACUAAGGGCGAGCUCAAGGCAUUGCCGAAAUUGUCAUCGAAGUCGAAAACGUCUGAAAUUAAAGAGGGAAGAGGCCUAAAAGAAGCAGGGAAAUCAAAAGAAGAAUUGGAAACAAGUUUGGAUACAGCAAAAGCCGAUGCUCACAGUUUGCAGCAAAUCAACUGCCUGCAUCGGACAGUUGGCAAACGCAUGCAUAUGGACGAAGGGAGAAAUGAAUUUCCAGGGUGCCAGGCGGGUAAUCUGGUCAACAACACUUCUGGUUCAAUUCUGAAAGUUGGAAAGGAGAAGAAAGAAAGUGGUAUCCCGAAUACGACAUCGAAAUGUGAGACUCACAUUUUGCAACACAUAACGCCAUCUGGUGCUGCUGUGACUGGUGGACGACGUAUAGAGAAAGAAGUCCUGAAGAAAGAUGUAGAGCGGGCUAAGAAGAAAACUACUGACGUGAAGAUGUCGGGAGGGACACACAGGUCUGCUAAAGUGAAAGACUCUUUCGCAAAACGUGCACCUAGCCUUGUUGUGUGCAGCGACAAGGACAAAUUAUCUAAGGAUCGUUAUUCAGUUAAAACUAAAGGGUGGGAAUUAGAUAAGGACAAAAAGAAAGGGAAGGAGAAGGAAGAACAACAUCGUGAUCAGCGGGGGCGAGGAGAGAAGAAGAAGAAGUCAAAAUCACAGCUACAGAAGACUUACCCAGAAGACAAGCAUCAGCGAAAGCAGGACGAGAAGGCGUCGGAAAAAGCAGAGGGAAAGAAGCCGUCACAGAGAGAGGGGCAGAAAGAAAAGGGAAGUGAAAGGGCUGAUAAGAAGGUGGAGGAAGGGGAAAAGAGGAAGGAUAUAGGUGCUGUGGAGAAGGAGAAGGUGGGGAUAGCGGUGGGAAAUGAUUGUGGUGACAGCCUCUUAGUGAAACAGAUGGGAAGAGAUAAGUUACUAACUCCGAAGCGGUCUGCUCCUGACCUCACUGGUCCUCGAAAGAAGAGGAAGAUGAACUCAUUGGAUUACCUUUCUGAUCCUGAGUUGGAGGGCAGAGAAAAACCGAUAUGCAAGAAGUCGAGAGGUAAUGAAAAGGAGGUUAAUCACAAGGAAGCGACGAAAAAAUCGGCUGAACGCAGUAAAGGGUCAAGCACGGGGGACUGUGCUAAGGGUGCCACUGGUGUUUCGGGUGUUACUACUGCUGAAAGUGGGCGUAAAGGAGGGGAGGCUUCUAUCAAAAGCAAAUCCAAGAAUUCGAACAAAGAUGAUAUAAAUAGGAAAAGGGAAGCUGAACAACUUUCUAGCGAUUACGAUCCAGAUUCUGGAGAGGUACCAUUCACAAAAGAAAAACUCUCUCAGCAAUGUAGCAUGGAUAGCGACAUUUUUGGAUUUGGUUCGUCGAGUGCGGAUUCAGGAACAAGGUCUUCGGACAAGAAAUUUGCAACUUGCGAAAGCGAUGAUUCACUAGAUACUAUGUGGAUUUGUCCUGAGUGUUCGGUCGCCUAUGUCGAAGGCGCAACUGAUAUGGUUGGUUGCGAUGCGUGCGAUAAUUGGUUCCAUUGGAGUUGCGUGGGGUUAUUGGUAGCACCACCUGAUGAUGUACCCUGGUAUUGUCAGAAUUGCGCUAAAAAGAAGCUCAAGAAAAAGAAUUCAAUGAAGAGUUCUCUUUCAAAAAAAGGGAAGAAGUGA
Molecule: messenger RNA, 4095 nt
Organism: Thelazia callipaeda (thelaziosis nematode)
Lineage: Eukaryota; Metazoa; Nematoda; Chromadorea; Rhabditida; Thelaziidae
Source: the annotation of a GenBank genome assembly